Molecule: messenger RNA, 2258 nt
Organism: Dama dama (fallow deer)
Lineage: Eukaryota; Metazoa; Chordata; Mammalia; Artiodactyla; Cervidae
Gene: SPATA21
Product: spermatogenesis associated 21
Exons: 7
Coding region: 23-1363 (446 amino acids)
Molecular function (GO): calcium ion binding
Source: RefSeq, a predicted model, not a curated record
GGGAGCGAGGGAGCUGGACCCCAUGCAGAAGCAGCCUCAGGAGCCCGCGGCGGCCCUGGGCGUCCAGGACCCCGGCAGCGCCCGGCCUGGCUUCAUGAGGCGCCUGCUUGAGGUGGAGGAGGAGGAGGCCGCGCUUCGGAGGGCCGCCAAGGCCCGUGCCCUGCCAGGCCGGAGGUGCCCCCGGGCCCUGGGCCCCGUGUCUGCCCCCGCCCCCAGCCUGCCUCCAACCCUGCCUGCGGCCUCGGUCCGGGCCCCUGCCUCCACCCCGGCCUGGGCCCGGCCGCCCGCCCCUGCGCCAGUCCCUGCCCCCGCGGGGACCCCGGGCCCAGCUCCUGGGCCCGCUGCAGUCCUGCAGGUGCCCGCGUCGGAUCUGGCCUGGAGAAGGACAGAACUUCUGAGCCACAGCGGGGAGAGGAGCCUGAAGGCACGGCAGGAGCUGGAGGAGCGCUGCCUCCUCAAAGUGUGUCAGACCUGGGAGGAGAGGGCGGAGGAGCACCUCACCAUGAAGCAGGAGGAAGCCUUCCGCAGCUACUUUGAGAUCUUCAACAGUCAUGGCGAAGUGGACGCGCAGAGCCUGGAGAACAUCCUGCUUCUUGUGGGCAUCUCCCUGACGCCGGCCCAGGUGGAGGGUGCCCUGAGGAGCGCUGACAUCGACGGAGAUGGUCAUGUGAACUUCAAAGACUUCUUGACCGUGAUGACAGACACCAGGCGCUUCUUCUGCUCUGUGGAACAGAAUGCCCUGAUGGAUAUGGCUCCUCCAAAUCCCCAUACUCUGUUCUUUGAGAUCCUGUCCCUGCUGGUUGAGAUGCUGGCCUUACCCGAGGGAGCCUUAGAGGAGAUCACCAGCUAUUACCAGAGGAAGCUGAAGGAAGGCACCUGUAAGGCUCGGGAGAUGGAAUCGGCCGUAGGGCGGCUGCAGCCCCGGAAGAAGCUUCCCUACAACACCCCGCAGGCAGACACCCUGGAGAUGCCCGAACGCAGAGUCCUCAGGGUCCUGAGCCGGCUGAAGCAGCAGAACUACGCUGCCAACCUGCAGAGCCCGUACGCCCAGGUGCCUUGCAUCCCGCUCUGCCCGCGGCUGGACAAGAAGACGGUCCGCCGGAAGCAGGGCGGCCACUACAUGCUGGAACAGUGUACCACCAGCGGCCUGGGCCCCGACAUCCACAGCAUCCUCUUGCACGCUGGAUCUCAGGGAGGCAGGUGGGUACCCCGAGGGCAGGGCAGGCCCCAGCGUAGGCCCGUCCGCCUCCUCGUGAGAGGGCCCGGCCUAAUCCAAGGGGCAUCCAGCCUUCUAGGAGGCGGAUGCAGACACUGCUGCUCCAGCGAGGAGAGAGGGGAAAGGACAGGAGAGGGAAGGAACUGAUCUCUGGGCCGGGCGGGUCGUUCCAAAGCCAGCGUACUCACGCCUUUCGGUGCCCAGGACUCCCUGGCACUACCUGCCUUUCUCACACAGAGGGUUUAAUUCUCAAGUUCUUUGCCUGAGUCUGAUUCCGCUUUCAUAGUAGUAGGAGACUGGCUCAGCAGCCGGGUGGAUGUGAGCUUUGCCUGCAGCGGUCAUCCCUGGGCCUGCUGGGAUGAAACCACACGAGCCUUGGAAUCAGGCCCCCAGCCCGACUGGGGCUCCAUCCCUGCCCUGGGCAGACGGGGUGGCUCACUCCCUCCCACCCUUCUCCCCUGCCUCUCCCCCAGGGAACCUGGCCGUCUGAAUUCUGUACCAGCUCGAACCCACUGACCCUGCCGAGUCCAGACUCUGCCUGCGUCUGACGGGUCACCGGGCAGGGGCUGCUGCUGGAUUUUUCUUUUGUGGCCUGGUAAGCCAAUAAACAAGAACCUCAGCCUCUGUGCCUCUGUGCCACCCGACUGUGAGAGUGUGGGGCCUCAGGCUCCAGAGCCCUGAAGGCGGAGCCGCCCUGAAAGCCUGCGGAGGGCCAGGUGUUCUGCUGGAGGUGGCCUGGGUGCAAGUCUUGACCUUCUCUGCUCUCCAAGCACAGAACGGGACUGUCCUCAGAUGAGUUUCUCCAGGCUUUGGACUAGGAGCCCCGCAAGGGCAGGAAUUCUUCCCCCUCGCUUGAAGGAAAUGGUGGAUAUAAGGGACCUGCCUGGGAACGACCCCGGCCUCUCACACAGGCAGACCCCAUGGAAAGGUGGCUGGUGGGGUGGGGAGGCUCGCGGGGGGCUGAGCCGUGCUCUCCCAAGCGGAGACCCAGGACCCAGGGGUCUCCUUCCCUGGGAGUCGAUGGGUUUGGGUUCUUGGCCUG